Messenger RNA from Homo sapiens (human), 5596 nucleotides. RefSeq names its product glutamate metabotropic receptor 8 (gene GRM8). The record is from RefSeq and is a predicted model, not a curated record. Bases 3186 to 5075 code for a protein of 629 amino acids. Gene Ontology annotation, biological process: G protein-coupled receptor signaling pathway; adenylate cyclase-inhibiting G protein-coupled glutamate receptor signaling pathway. Gene Ontology annotation, molecular function: glutamate receptor activity; G protein-coupled receptor activity. Gene Ontology annotation, cellular component: plasma membrane; membrane. NCBI's taxonomy places the organism in Eukaryota, Metazoa, Chordata, Mammalia, Primates, Hominidae. The transcript is spliced from 9 exons.
GUAGUCAUCCAUUUAGCAGAUAGUAAAUUAAAAUGUUGUAUAAUCCACUGGAGUUCAAUAUUGGGUCAUUUUCUUCAAAGAAGAGAGAGGUAUUAAUUAGUUUGUUGCUUGGAGGCUUCAUUCCCUUUGCUGUUGUAACAAACGGUUCCUGGGCACUCUCAGGCCCUGACUGAUUAACUUGCAUAGCUUCCUUUUGAUAGCUCUCCUUCUGACACACAUGGUUAAACAGGAGAGAAUGAGGUGGAGGAGUAGAAAAAGAAGAAGAAGAAAAAAAAACUUGGCUCUUUUCUUGAUAAGUGAAAGCAAAUAAAUGCAACACAUCAGCAAACAAAAGUGAAAUACACUGCCCAAGUCGUCCAUCUUAGCAAUAGAGUUUCUUUAAGCCAAAAAUCAAAUGUAGUGGCGGUAUUUCACUGUUGGAGUUGCAAACAACUGAGAAAUGACAAAAGCUUUUUAAGGCCACGGUCUUUGCAAGAGGGAAAGAUGUCUUUCUGUUGAAACUGAAAAAUUAAGAUCGAUUAUAGCUGAGGAAUAAAACCUCAGUGUGUUGAAUUCAAGGGACAGAAUUGUUGAUAUAGAUUCUUAAGUCAUCAUAAGUAUCCAAAAGUGGAAACUUAACAAAGUGUGGUUUCCCCGGUAUAAUUUUCACAUCAGUGGUUUUUUUCUCCCCCAACCUGGUCUUUCUCUUCAAAGGAGAUUUACUUUUCCAAAAAGCAUUUUUAAUUAUGUUGAAGUAAAGGCAAUACCUUUUCUUUUAACUUUAAAUUUCAAACUACUUUUAAAGAAAAGUUGCAAAAAUGGAACGGAGAAUUUUCACAUAUCCCUGCCCUAGCCUCCCUCAGUAUUAAAAUCUUAACUGGAGUGCAAUUAUCAGAACCCAGAAAUUAACAUUGAUAUAAUACCAAUAAUUAAACAAAAAUCUUAUUCAAAUUCUACCAGUUUUUUCAUCAAUAUUUCAUUGUUAUUAUUCUCCAGGAUUCUGUUCAGGAUCCCAUGUCACAUUUUGUUGUUAUUUCUCCUUAGUCUCCUGAAAUCUGUAACAGUUUCUCAUCUUUCCUUAACUUUUAAGACCUUAUAUUUUUGAAGAGUAUAGAAUACUUAUUUUGCCAAAUUCCCCUCAAUUUGGGCUUGUCUGGUGUUUUCUCAUGCUUGGUUUGAGGUUAUGUGUUUUUGGCAAGAAUUCCACAGAAAUGAUGUGUUCUUCUCAGCACAUCAUGUCAUGGGAUUUGUGAUGCCAAUAUUUUUUAUUAGUGGUGGUGUUGAUCAUGACCACUUGAUUAAGGUGGUUUCUGCUGGGUUCUCCACUUUAUAGUUAGUAUCUUUUCUCCUACUGUUAAGAAAGAUCUUGGGGGACAUGCUUUAAGACUGUGCAAAUCCUGUUUCUCUUUAGACUGUGAACAAAUGAUUUCAGCAUACAUCCAUGGAUUUUGAUUCUAGUUACAAUUGUUAUUAUGGUGUUUGCUUAAUGGUGAUUUUCCACUUCCUUCUUUCUUUCAACAUGUAUUAAUUGGGAUUCUACAGCCAUGGAAGAGCUGUCUUUCUCUCCUAUUUAGAUAAUAGAUUAUUUAUAUCCAUGUGUAUGAACUUAUAUAUAUUUAUUUGGUUUUAUGGGUCAUAUUCUAAUAUUAUUAUUUAACUUGUUUAAUUUGUUCCAGCUUUGGCUGUUAGGAGCUUAUUUUCAUUUAGUGUUUGUGCUCUCUUAUUAAGCCCUUAUUUAUUUUUUUGAACACUUUCUUACUUUUUUGCUUCACACUAUAUUCUAAGCUUAUUUUUUUCCUCCUGCUCUAGUCCUGAAAUCAAUCACUUGUCCAAGCUUUUUUCUUUCUUUCUUUCUUUCUUUUUUUUAAAUCAGAGAAUGGUGUUUAGAAACUGAGAUCUUCAUGCUAGAUGUGCUUAUUACUACUGGGAUGUCAUUGCUCUAAGCCUUCUCAGCAGGCAGAGCCAGGAAAUAUAUGCAUAUGAAUAACCUGCACAUAUACACACCUCUAUAUUUCUUUAUCUAUAUGUCUAUAUAGAUAUUUAAAGCCAUUUGUACUAUACAAUUUAUACUAAAUACUGUAAACUCAGGGUUCACUUUUAGCUUUUUCCUGUCUUUAUUUGUAAUUUAUUUCUCAAAUAGUGAGAAAUCUGCUUAUUUUCCAUGAUAUGUUUACUUCUUUGUUUGAUUCUAGUGAACACAUAGUUUUAGAAUUGCUAUCCUAUGCCCCUGCGAGAAACAUAUUUACUGACUAAAUUCUAGCAUUUAUGCAUUUGUAUUUGUCUUUAGCUUCAUGGUAUCCAGUCAAGAUACUGUUUUCUGUAGUUAUUUAGGUUAGUGUUACUAUUCCCCAUCCUUUCAGUGUAGUUUUGUAACUCAUUUGUAACAGGCUUAUUUGUUAUUUUUGUAUUGCAUUUUGGAUCCUCAUCAUUGUUAGUUUUAGUUGUUGAUUGCUUAGGGGCAUGUGAAAAAUAUGAAUCAUAACUGUGGUUCUAAGAGCCAGAGCUUUACAAAAUGAUGCACCCAAGGCAGUAUCUGUCACUCCAUCCUGUCUUGAUACACAUAACCAUUUCCGUCUUCUUUCCAGCUCUUUGACACCUGCCCUCUGUAGAUAGUUUCUUUAGUUUCUGGUGAGUUCCUUCCAUAUUUUCUUUGUACAAAUGGGCAGUUAUGUAUGUGUUUUCUUAUAAUCACUUUUCUUAUACAAGGAGUAACAUAAUAUAGAUACUCUUUUGCACUUAGCUUUUUUUACCUUAACAGUACAUCCUGGAAGUUAGCCUGUAACAAUUCAAAGAGAUCUUCAUUAAUCUUUUUUACAGCAUUAUUGUACUCCAUUUUGGAGAUAUAUGACAAUAUCUUCUUUAUGUACCACUUUCCCUUGCAGAUAGGUGUGCCACGUUAACAGACUAAGGAAGUUUAAUAUUAUUAUAAAAGAAGCAAGAAUAAGACAGUUAAAAAAAAAAAAGACUUGGACAAAGCUGCUACAUGUAGCUGCUGCAUUUAGGAUCAAUCCAGGUAGAACAAAAUAGAAGUUAAUCAGAUGGUCUGGACCACCAAAAGUUUUUGACUUUUACAACUUACUAGUACGGUGAAUUUGGGUGGUGUUUGCAUUGCUCAGUCACAGAAAAUCCCACGUGAACCAAGACCUGGAGAAUUUGAAAAAAUUAUCAAACGCCUGCUAGAAACACCUAAUGCUCGAGCAGUGAUUAUGUUUGCCAAUGAGGAUGACAUCAGGAGGAUAUUGGAAGCAGCAAAAAAACUAAACCAAAGUGGGCAUUUUCUCUGGAUUGGCUCAGAUAGUUGGGGAUCCAAAAUAGCACCUGUCUAUCAGCAAGAGGAGAUUGCAGAAGGGGCUGUGACAAUUUUGCCCAAACGAGCAUCAAUUGAUGGAUUUGAUCGAUACUUUAGAAGCCGAACUCUUGCCAAUAAUCGAAGAAAUGUGUGGUUUGCAGAAUUCUGGGAGGAGAAUUUUGGCUGCAAGUUAGGAUCACAUGGGAAAAGGAACAGUCAUAUAAAGAAAUGCACAGGGCUGGAGCGAAUUGCUCGGGAUUCAUCUUAUGAACAGGAAGGAAAGGUCCAAUUUGUAAUUGAUGCUGUAUAUUCCAUGGCUUACGCCCUGCACAAUAUGCACAAAGAUCUCUGCCCUGGAUACAUUGGCCUUUGUCCACGAAUGAGUACCAUUGAUGGGAAAGAGCUACUUGGUUAUAUUCGGGCUGUAAAUUUUAAUGGCAGUGCUGGCACUCCUGUCACUUUUAAUGAAAACGGAGAUGCUCCUGGACGUUAUGAUAUCUUCCAGUAUCAAAUAACCAACAAAAGCACAGAGUACAAAGUCAUCGGCCACUGGACCAAUCAGCUUCAUCUAAAAGUGGAAGACAUGCAGUGGGCUCAUAGAGAACAUACUCACCCGGCGUCUGUCUGCAGCCUGCCGUGUAAGCCAGGGGAGAGGAAGAAAACGGUGAAAGGGGUCCCUUGCUGCUGGCACUGUGAACGCUGUGAAGGUUACAACUACCAGGUGGAUGAGCUGUCCUGUGAACUUUGCCCUCUGGAUCAGAGACCCAACAUGAACCGCACAGGCUGCCAGCUUAUCCCCAUCAUCAAAUUGGAGUGGCAUUCUCCCUGGGCUGUGGUGCCUGUGUUUGUUGCAAUAUUGGGAAUCAUCGCCACCACCUUUGUGAUCGUGACCUUUGUCCGCUAUAAUGACACACCUAUCGUGAGGGCUUCAGGACGCGAACUUAGUUACGUGCUCCUAACGGGGAUUUUUCUCUGUUAUUCAAUCACGUUUUUAAUGAUUGCAGCACCAGAUACAAUCAUAUGCUCCUUCCGACGGGUCUUCCUAGGACUUGGCAUGUGUUUCAGCUAUGCAGCCCUUCUGACCAAAACAAACCGUAUCCACCGAAUAUUUGAGCAGGGGAAGAAAUCUGUCACAGCGCCCAAGUUCAUUAGUCCAGCAUCUCAGCUGGUGAUCACCUUCAGCCUCAUCUCCGUCCAGCUCCUUGGAGUGUUUGUCUGGUUUGUUGUGGAUCCCCCCCACAUCAUCAUUGACUAUGGAGAGCAGCGGACACUAGAUCCAGAGAAGGCCAGGGGAGUGCUCAAGUGUGACAUUUCUGAUCUCUCACUCAUUUGUUCACUUGGAUACAGUAUCCUCUUGAUGGUCACUUGUACUGUUUAUGCCAUUAAAACGAGAGGUGUCCCAGAGACUUUCAAUGAAGCCAAACCUAUUGGAUUUACCAUGUAUACCACCUGCAUCAUUUGGUUAGCUUUCAUCCCCAUCUUUUUUGGUACAGCCCAGUCAGCAGAAAAGAUGUACAUCCAGACAACAACACUUACUGUCUCCAUGAGUUUAAGUGCUUCAGUAUCUCUGGGCAUGCUCUAUAUGCCCAAGGUUUAUAUUAUAAUUUUUCAUCCAGAACAGAAUGUUCAAAAACGCAAGAGGAGCUUCAAGGCUGUGGUGACAGCUGCCACCAUGCAAAGCAAACUGAUCCAAAAAGGAAAUGACAGACCAAAUGGCGAGGUGAAAAGUGAACUCUGUGAGAGUCUUGAAACCAACACUUCCUCUACCAAGACAACAUAUAUCAGUUACAGCAAUCAUUCAAUCUGAAACAGGGAAAUGGCACAAUCUGAAGAGAUGUGGUAUAUGAUCUUAAAUGAUGAACAUGAGACCGCAAAAAUUCACUCCUGGAGAUCUCCGUAGACUACAAUCAAUCAAAUCAAUAGUCAGUCUUGUAAGGAACAAAAAUUAGCCAUGAGCCAAAAGUAUCAAUAAACGGGGAGUGAAGAAACCCGUUUUAUACAAUAAAACCAAUGAGUGUCAAGCUAAAGUAUUGCUUAUUCAUGAGCAGUUAAAACAAAUCACAAAAGGAAAACUAAUGUUAGCUCGUGAAAAAAAAUGCUGUUGAAAUAAAUAAUGUCUGAUGUUAUUCUUGUAUUUUUCUGUGAUUGUGAGAACUCCCGUUCCUGUCCCACAUUGUUUAACUUGUAUAAGACAAUGAGUCUGUUUCUUGUAAUGGCUGACCAGAUUGAAGCCCUGGGUUGUGCUAAAAAUAAAUGCAAUGAUUGAUGCAUGCAAUUUUUUAUACAAAUAAUUUAUUUCUAAUAAUAAAGGAAUGUUUUGCAAAUGUU